Molecule: messenger RNA, 1980 nt
Organism: Fraxinus pennsylvanica
Lineage: Eukaryota; Viridiplantae; Streptophyta; Magnoliopsida; Lamiales; Oleaceae
Source: the annotation of a GenBank genome assembly
AUGGGAGUACAAUGUUUUCUGCAAAAUCUGCUUAUUUUUCUCUCGAUAUACUUCCAGUCAGGAGCUUCCUCAUCUUCUUCAAAAAACAUUUUGCAACCAUCUGAUGCUGCUGCUUUAUUGUCUUUCAAAUCAAAAGCAGAUUUGCACAACAAACUAGCUUUCUCUCCCAACACAAGCUUUGCAUUCUGCAAAUGGAAUGGAGUACAAUGUACUGAUUUCAGAGCAGUUAAAGUCAUUAUAGAAGGAAUGAAACUCGGUGGUACAUUUGCUCCAAAUAGCUUGAGUCGUCUCGGUGAGCUUAGAGUUCUGAGUCUUCAGAACAACUCGCUCACCGGCCCAAUUCCCGAUCUUUCCGGUUUGGUCAAUCUGAAAUCCCUUUUUCUUUCCUACAAUUACUUUGCCGGUUCUGUUCCUCCGUCGAUUUCAACCCUCCAUCGUCUGAAAACACUUGAUCUGUCUUACAAUAUGCUCACCGGUCCGGUGCCGGUUUCUUUGAACAACCUCGACCGGUUGUACUUCCUUCGGCUAGACUAUAACCGGUUCAAUGGAUCAUUCCCACCUUUAAACCAGUCCACCUUACAAAUCUUCAAUGUAUCACAUAAUGAACUCAGUGGUGCAAUUCCAGUUACACCAACUCUUUCCCGGUUCAGAGCGUCAUCGUUUUCGUUGAAUGCAAGACUUUGUGGCGAGAUUAUACACAAAGAAUGCCGCCCAAUACAACCCUUUUUUCGUUCAAACCCAUCUCCGCCGCCGCCAGCCGCGGCUGCGCUUUCCCAAACCGCCCAGUUUCACGGCGCAUUGACCCAACAAAAUAAAAACAACCACAAACGAAAGAAAACAGAUUUCAUAAUUGGGUUCUCAUCCGGGGUUUUCAUUUUGCUUAUUUCUUCGAUUUGUUUGAUUUUUACGGCGAAGAAACUCCGUCAAGCUCCCAAGAUUGAAGGUUCGAAAUCAAUAGGUUUCGAUUCUAGCGUGACGGGGAAUGCCGAGGCUGUGAUAAGAAUUGAAGAAGAAAACAACGAAUUGGAAGAGAGAGUGAGGAGAGUUCAAGAAGGAAUGCAAAUACAAAUGGUGGGGAAGAGUGGGAGCUUAUCGUUCUGUGCAGGUGAGGCGCAUGUUUAUUCGAUGGACCAGCUGAUGAGGGCAUCUGCGCAGCUGUUGGGUAGGGGAUCAAUGGGGACCACCUACAAGGCAGUGCUUGAUAGCCAUUUGAUUGUUACUGUAAAAAGAUUGGACGCUGGGAGAUUGAGUGGCACAAGCCAAGAGGUUUUCGAGGGGCACAUGGAAUCAGUGGGUGGACUGAGGCAUCCAAAUUUGGUGCCUCUUAGGGCUUAUUUUCAGGGCAAGGAAGAACGGCUAUUGGUCUAUGAUUACCAGCCUAAUGGCAGUCUUUCUUCUCUUAUUCAUGGUUCCAAGUCAUCAAGAGCGAAACCUCUGCACUGGACAUCAUGCUUGAAAAUAGCAGAGGACAUAGCUCAGGGCCUCUCCUACAUCCAUCAAGCAUGGAGGCUUGUCCAUGGCAAUCUCAAGUCCUCCAACGUCCUCCUCGGUUCUGACUUCGAGGCAUGUCUCACUGACUAUUGCCUCGUUGCCCUUGCCCGCCCUGCCACGGAAGACGACCCUGACUCGACCGCCUAUAAAGGCCCGGAACUUCGCAAGUUCAACCACCGUGAAGCGACAUCCAAGUCAGAUGUCUACUCAUUUGGAGUUCUUUUGCUUGAGCUUCUCUCUGGGAAGCAUCCAUCACAACACCCGUGUUUAACACCAGACAAUAUGACCAAGUGGGUGAAAUCAAGUAGAGACGAGGAUGUUCAGGAGGAUGAUAGGUUGGAAAUGCUUCUUGAUGUGGCUGUGGCUUGUAGUGUGACCUCACCGGAGCAAAGGCCGACAACGUGGGAAGUUUUGAAGAUGAUACAAGAAAUCAAAGAGGCCGUGAUGAUGGAGGAUAAUGAAUUUGAUCCAAACUCAGGAACUUCUUAG